This is a messenger RNA of Echinops telfairi (small Madagascar hedgehog), 1180 nucleotides long. Its product is annotated as cyclin-J-like. Bases 1 to 1152 code for a protein of 383 amino acids. The record is from RefSeq and is a predicted model, not a curated record. Gene Ontology annotation, molecular function: cyclin-dependent protein serine/threonine kinase regulator activity. Gene Ontology annotation, biological process: mitotic cell cycle phase transition; regulation of cyclin-dependent protein serine/threonine kinase activity. Gene Ontology annotation, cellular component: nucleus; cyclin-dependent protein kinase holoenzyme complex; cytoplasm. NCBI's taxonomy places the organism in Eukaryota, Metazoa, Chordata, Mammalia, Afrosoricida, Tenrecidae. The transcript has a single exon.
AUGGAGCUGGAGAGGCAGUGGUGGCAAGGACAGCUGACCGCUGAUAUGCACCAAGCGCUUCGCUACAAGGAGCUGAAGUUGCCUUCCUACAAGGGACAGUCCCCUCAGCUAAGUCUCAGAAGGUAUUUUGCGGACAUGAUUGCCAUUGUGAGUCAUCACUUCACUCUCUGUCCUUCUGCCAGACAUCUCGCUGUCUAUUUGCUAGACCUAGUUAUGGAUCGCUUUGACAUCUCUUUCCAGCAGCUGCAUUUAGUAGCGCUUACCUGUCUGCUUUUAGCAAGUAAAUUUGAAGAAAAAGAAGUCAGUGUGCCUAAGCUGGAGCAACUCAACAGCUUGGGCUUUAUGACUAGGAUGAACCUAAUAUUAACAAAACAGUACUUGCUACAUAUGGAACUAUUUUUAUUAGAAACCUUUCAGUGGAACCUCUGCCUUCCAACAGCUGCCCAUUUCAUUGAGUAUUAUCUGUGUGAAUCAGUACAUGUAACAGACCUUCAUGAUGGCUGGCCAAUGAUUUGCUCAGAAAAAAUGAAACUCUUCAUGGCCAAAUAUGUGGAUUACUUCCUACAAGUGUCCCUGCAAGAUUAUGCCUUUCUAAAUUAUGCACCUUCUUUAAUAGCUGCUGCAUGUGUGGCUUCUUCAAGGAUUAUACUUCGUCUUUCUCCAACGUGGCCUACAAGACUACUUCAUCUUACUGCUUACUCUUGGGAUUUCCUAGCUCAGUGUGUUGAAUGGCUGUUGAUUGCUCAUAAUAAUAAUGUGAAAGAAGCAAACAAAGAGAUCGGGCAAGCAGGACCUCAAUUAGCACAACCAAGUGUGUACCAGACACCCUCCCAGUCCUCCAUGCCAGUUUACUUUCAGCAACCUCAGUAUCUCCAUCAGAUUCAUCAGCCUUCACUGCAGUAUCACUAUCCUGUGUCAGAACAGCCAAGCUAUCAGCAGUUUGUAUCUACCGUACACCCCUCAGCUUACACAUUACAGACAUGCCCUGAUGGCUUCCAAACUAGUAUUCAGAGCCUUGGGCACGUGCAGACUGGUAUUGGGAUGUCACUAGCAAUGCCAGUAGAAGUUAAUCCCUACCUGAAUGUUUCUCAUAACCCGAGUUACCAAAUAAAUGAACAUUAUCCUUGCAUUGCUCCAUGCUUUGAAAGAUGAAGGUAAUACCUGUUUGAAGGUGGUAAUA